Messenger RNA from Pogonomyrmex barbatus (red harvester ant), 803 nucleotides. RefSeq names its product odorant receptor 10-like. The record is from RefSeq and is a predicted model, not a curated record. Gene Ontology annotation, biological process: detection of chemical stimulus involved in sensory perception of smell; sensory perception of smell. Gene Ontology annotation, molecular function: odorant binding; olfactory receptor activity. Gene Ontology annotation, cellular component: plasma membrane. Lineage: Eukaryota; Metazoa; Arthropoda; Insecta; Hymenoptera; Formicidae.
UUUUUAUCAGCACGGGCGCAAUUAGCUUCGUGACAGCUCCGAUAACUAUACCGAUAUUCGACACCAUACUGGCAUUGAACGUAACGAGACCGAAGCAAAUGCCGCAUCCGACCGAGUUUUUCGUAGAUAUGAAAAGGUAUUAUUAUAUUUUGCUAGUAAUUACGUUUGCAGGAUAUGCUGCAUGCAGUGCAGUAGCGAUCGCAACCGAUACAAUCUACGUUGCAUUGUUGCAACACGUCUGUGGUGUUCUGGCCAUAUUGAGUUAUCGUUUAGAAAAACUGGAUGUGCACAAUAAAUCGGAAUAUACCGAUCUCAUAUCUAAAGUGGAUAAAAAUGUUGAGAAAAUGAUAGAGUGCAUACAGUUACAAAUCAGAACAGAAAGACUAAUUAAGUUGAUUGAAUCGACGUUUGCAAUAUGUUUCCUUACUGACAUCGGUUUGGGAAUUCUACUUCAAUGUUCUGCAUGUGUCAUGAUUGUUACUGAUAUGGAUACAACAAAAAUAAUAAAACAUUGUCCGAUUUUGUUAAUGCAAAGUACUAGAAUUUUUUUCAAUAGUUGGGUAGGGCAGAAGAUAAUAGAUCACAGUUCUCAGAUAUCUGAUGCAACAUAUAACGGAAGAUGGUAUCAAAUGUCUUCACAAGUGAAAAGAAUGGUGCUUUUUGUUAUGAUGAAAAGUACAAAACCAUAUUGCGUAAAAAUGGCCAAAUUGUAUGUAAUCUGUUUGGAAAGUUACGGCUCGCUCAUGAAGGCAUCCGCUUCCUACAUUACGUUAAUGCUGUCAUUAACUUCGGAUGACGUAUAA